UAGCAGUUUGCAACCCCUGCCUUCGUUACGCCGCGCCGCGCCGCGCCACGGCUCUCGGAGAGGCUGCACGGAUAGCGGACGACAGCCUCGCAGCGGCCGGUGUUCGUGAUAAGCAGUGCAAAUUUGACGUUGCACUCCGUUGCCAAGAGGCAGAUAACAAUUUACGCGUUAAUAUAUUAGCCGACGUGCGACGUAUCUUUACGAGGGCGUGCGGUGCAAACAUUUCCAACUAAGACUUUGACAGCGCAAAUGUCGGUAAUGGUCAUUAACCCCGCAGCCCCGGGUAAGCGGCUUAAGGUAUAAAGGGUUUGUCGCUCAUCCCGCCCGAUUACUCCGUUGAGAGAACUCGGCGCUAUGGAAGUGACGCUAUGGAAGCACUCGCUCGUCGUGUAUCUUCUCGUCGGUUUGAGCACGCUGUUAGUGCACGCUGAAAGGAAUGCCGAAGUCGGCGGAGCCACCGAGGCACCGAUCACCGAGGAUCAGCAGAAGGUGUACGAUGAAUGCCGGAAUCCAGACUACAAAAAAUACGUAAAGUGUUUAAUGAGGCCGAAGAGACACGGUCAUCACACAAACCACGGAGACGGGCCGGAAACUGAUUCCGCUCAUUGUCUGGAAACGUGUCUUAAAAAGUGCGAACAUCACUUGGAUCUCGAUUGCGAAAAAAAAUGCGGCUACUGCACGAAAAGAACCAGGCACAGACAUCAGAUCAUUACGGAAUACGAGACGGAAUGCGAAUCGGGAAACUGCAGUCCAUCCAGUGGCGGAUUAAGGACUACUAACAUAACGACGAACAUCGGCAUUAAUAAUGUCAUUAAUCCUUUCGGGGGCGGCGGUGGUAAUGCUAGUGGAUUCAAUAUUUUUGGAAAUGGUACUGGGUGGGGUUUUCCUCCAGGAGGCUGCUGUCCACCCGGAGGUCCUUGCCGUCCCGGUAGUCCCCCCUGUUACCCUGGAUCAAUACCAUCGCUUCCUAUAGUACCUCAAAUCUCGUUAGUACCGCAAAUUACAUACGGAGUAGGAUUCGGAGCCGCAGGUGGUUGCGCGUAUAAUCAGUGGCUUUGCAUUCAACAAACCGGCGCACAGUUUCCAAGCGUGCAGCCCGAUUGCUCUGGAUGCGGCAAUCCUGUCUUACGCUACAAGUGUGACGUAAAUUGUUACGCAACUCACGACGCAGCAACUAAAUCACCUUGCAAAAGUCCGGAAUGCAUUGGUGGUUCCACGUAAAAAUAUGUCGGAUUUAUUAAAAGCGACUACUGGAAACGAAGAAUAUUUUAUUGAUCACUCAUAUUGUUUAUAUUUAUGCAAUUUAUAGUUCAUGCUAACAGUGAUGGACUGGAUAAGAAAUUAUAGCUAUAAAGUAGUCCUAGAUUUACCAUGCAUAAAACAAUUCUUCAUCUAUUAUAAUUACUUAUAUGUGAUCUGUUUCCUAACAUUAACUUAUGUGAAAUAAAAGCGAUCUUAUUUUUCUUUUACAAAAUUCUUUCUUCGACUAUGUUCACGUUGAAAUAUUAUUGAUGAAGUAUGUUGGUCGGUUUUAUAAUAUAGAAAAAAGUAUAUGUCGAUGGGAAUGCGACCAUGUAUGUAUGGUUGUCAAUCUCUUGGCACAAUAGAAGGAAUUUUUAUUACGAUUAAAUAGUCACUAUUAAA
Trachymyrmex cornetzi is the source of this 1644-nucleotide messenger RNA. RefSeq lists its product as uncharacterized. The transcript is spliced from 5 exons. The coding region runs from base 355 to 1221 and encodes 288 amino acids. NCBI's taxonomy places the organism in Eukaryota, Metazoa, Arthropoda, Insecta, Hymenoptera, Formicidae. The record is from RefSeq and is a predicted model, not a curated record.